Molecule: messenger RNA, 2572 nt
Organism: Eruca vesicaria subsp. sativa (arugula)
Lineage: Eukaryota; Viridiplantae; Streptophyta; Magnoliopsida; Brassicales; Brassicaceae
Source: the annotation of a GenBank genome assembly
CAAACUCACAGUUUCCCCUGCAAGUCAAUGCCUACAAGGUUGCUUUGCUAGUAAGGUAACGCCCCUCUCAAUCCCGUCGUUCGUUCGUGAAAAAAGAAGGAUGGCCGAAAUGAUUGGGGGAGCUUUGGUCUCGGAGGUUCUGAGAAAGUUGAUUAAAGAGGCAAAGAAGUUCAAAAACUUCAAACCCUUGUCCGAGGAACUCGCAUCAACCAUGGAGAGAUUGGUCCCGUUAACCGAAACGAUCGAUUCUUUGCAAAACAAGCUGAACCUUGAUGUUGGGGAACUAAAGGGACUGAAGGAAACGAUAGAAAGAGCAGAGAUUGCGGUUGGUGAAUAUCGAGACAUCUCAGGCUUGAGGAGAUUUAAGCGCACAAGAGAAAUCGAGCAAGUGAAUAAGGAUAUGCAGAAGUAUUGUCAGAUCGAUGUACAGCUUCUUUUGUUAAGAAACCAGUUGCAGUCUACGGAGGCCAAUAAUAACAAUUUCCAAACCGUCUUUAAGAAGCUCGACCGAUUGAGUGCUCCCUCGCCCGUUUUUAGGCAGCUUUGUUCGGUUCCAGUGCUGGAAAAGGUUCCCAUUGGAUUUGAUUUUCCAUUGAUGGAGCUCAAGAAGAAGCUACUUGAUGCUGCCGUGGUUAGACUUGUGGUGUCUGCUCCAGCCGGGUGCGGGAAGACCACGCUCGUUACUCACCUUUGCCACGACCAUGAUAUCAAAAGGAAGUUCAAACAUAUCUUCUUUACUGUUGUGUCAAGUACUCCUAACUUAAGGCUCAUAGUACAGCAUUUACUCCAGCACAAGGGUUACGAAACAGUUACAUUUGACAACGAUACACAAGCAGGUAAUGUCUUAAGAAUACUACUAGAGGAACAUAAAGGAGAUGAAGAUAUAUUGUUGGUGUUGGAUGAUGUUUGGUCGUCUGGAGCUGAGUCCUUUCUUGAGAAUUUCCCUACUGACAUACCCAACCUCAAGAUCUUGGUGACUUCUCGGUUUGACUCGCUUGGUUUCGGUUAUAAUUAUAAAUUGAAACCUUUGGAAAAGGAAGAUGCCAAGGCCCUACUCAUUCAAUGUGCAUCGCCUCCUGAUCACGCAUCUGAUGCUGAGUAUGAACAUCUUCUCCAAAAGAUUUUGGAACGAUGCCACGGAUUCCCACUGUUGAUCAAAGUAAUAGGCGCUUCGCUUAAAAACAAAUCUGUAACUCAGUGGAAAGGCCAAAUCAUAAGCUGGUCUAGAGGAGGCACGGUUCUUGAUAAUCCUAGUCGUGUUGUGAUAGAUCGUCUGAAGCCUAGUUUCGAUGCUCUAGACUCCGAUCUCAAACAGUGUUUCUUGGACAUGGGUUUGUUUCCUGAGGACCAAAAAAUCAGUGCCUGGAUGAUAGCAGACAUAUGGGCUGAGUUAUAUGGUAACGGUAUAACGGAUAAAGAACAAUUUAUCUUAUCUAUGAAAUACCUUGAAGACCUUGCCUCCCAUAAUCUUCUUGAUCUUCUUCCUCUCUGGGAAAAGGAGCACGAAGAUGGUUUCUACAAUGAGUAUUUUGUCACUCAACAUGAUAUCCUCAGGGAGUUGGCUAUCCGUCAAAACGAAUCAGAAGGAAUCCUGGAGAGGAAAAGACUGACUCUGGAGAUAAGAAAUAAUAGAUUUCCAGACUGGUGUUUGAAUCCAAUACACCCUGUUGUUGUUAAUGCCUCUCUGCUGUCUAUCUUUACAGAUAAUGCAUUCUCAUCACCAUGGUUUGAGAUGGAUUGCCCCAAUGUUGAGGCUUUACUUCUUAACAUCUCCUCCUCAAACUAUGCACUACCAAGCUUCAUUUCUACAAUGAAGAAACUCAGGGUUGUGAUUAUCAGAAAUCACAGUCCUUAUCUUGCAAAAUUGACCAACUUGUCCUGUCUCAGCUCUUUACCGAAACUGAAACGGUUCAGACUUGAGAAAGUUUCAGUCACUUUUCUGGACAUUCUCCAGUUGCAACUAUGCAGUCUUAAGAAGCUCUCUUUGUUCAUGUGUCAUUUCGGUGAAGUUUGUCAUGACACAAAUGAAAUAGAUGUCUCUAAAGCUCUAUCGAGCUUACAAGAGAUGGAUCUAGACUUCUGCUUAGAUCUCCGUGAGUUACCUAACUGGAUCUCUGAAGCCGUUUCAUUGGAGAAACUAAGCAUCACAAACUGUUUUUGGCUCUCUAUACUUCCUGAAGCUAUAGGAAGCUUGAGUAAGUUGGAAGUGCUGAGGUUGUGUGGUUGUUGUAGUCUCUCUGAGCUACCUGAAACAACUGCGAGACUCAGCAACUUGCAGUUUCUGGAUAUUUCUUAUUGCUUAGGAUGGAGAAAGUUGUCUCCAAAGAUUGGGAGACUGAAGAAGCUGAAGAAGAUCUCCAUGCAGCGGUGUUCGAAAUGUGAACUUCCGGAUUCAGUGAGGAAUCUAAAGAAUCUGGAAGUGAAAUGCUAUAGAGGAACUGAGUUGGACUUGCGGGAAGGUUUGAAGCCAAAAAGGAAGAACUUGAAAGUUCAAAGGGAAAAACAUUGCUUUUCAUCUGAUAUGGAAUACUUGAUUGUAGUGUGGAACCUGGCAUGUUGUUUAUCUCAAUAG